This is a messenger RNA of Thrips palmi, 2244 nucleotides long. RefSeq lists its product as uncharacterized. The record is from RefSeq and is a predicted model, not a curated record. NCBI's taxonomy places the organism in Eukaryota, Metazoa, Arthropoda, Insecta, Thysanoptera, Thripidae. The transcript has 10 exons. The coding region runs from base 297 to 2081 and encodes 594 amino acids. Gene Ontology annotation, cellular component: membrane. Gene Ontology annotation, biological process: sensory perception of taste.
UCGUCCGGUCCCUGCGCUUCCCGCCCCUGACCUCUGGAGACUGAUUCCGAGUGUCGUUUUCGUCGCUCUGCCUCUCUCGCACUCAUGGGAUCCUGCAGACCCAUCCAGGGCGCCGUCACGUCCGAUAACCCCAUCGACCCCCUGCAGGCCCUGCAGGCCGUGGGACCGUGUCCACGAAGGCGUGUCCAAUCGAUGAGACCGCUUUCCUCAGCGCGCAGCCUGAAGACUGGAAGAACCGAGCCUCAGAUGCUUCCGGUACUCGAGCCAGCACACCCGGCACGAGCGCCGCGCGGUACAUGGCGUCGCCGCGGUCGCGGGUCGCGUGGCGGUCCAGUGACUACUGGGCGCGUGGCGAAGUCUUCUUCAAUGGACGCGUCGCACCGCCGUCGGGGUCCACCGUGCCGCGCCCUGCGUCCCCUACCCCCCUCCAUAAGUGGGGCCGCGCAGUCCUGGGGGGACGCGUCGUCCGGUCCGGAGGCGUGGACUCGUGGGACGGGGUUCACGUGCAGGACGAUGCCGCGGUCCAGUCCAACGAGGCCGGCAAGCAGCCCGGCGGCGACGCCCUGGACUACGCCGGCACGCCGCUCGCCCCCGUGGUGUACGGGCUGGCGGCGAGCGGCAUACUGCCCCUGGCCAUCCGACACCCCCGUGAGUCAGGUUCCGGAGCAGAGGUACCGAUUCGCUGCUUUCUCUUCCUCUCUCGCACUCUAACAGUGUGCGAGAGAGAAAGAGCGACGAAAGCUCCGCCUAUCCACGGCAGCCUUCCCGACGCUCUCAGCGCAGGUUUACCCAGCCUGCACCCGGGCCGCUCCACCCUCCUGUACUGCGGCAUGGUGUUCGCGGUGUGCACCGCCUCGCAGACGCUGGUGUGGAGUGACCAGUUGAUGGUAGCGAUCAGCUCGUCGGCCCGGUGGGACGACCGCCUGUUCGCCGUGGAGGUGCUGGUGCUGCUGGUGCCGCAGCUCUUCGCGCCCUACGCCUGGGUGUGCACCUCCACCUUCAGGAAGAUCCUGCAGGACUUCGCCAAGUACGAGGCGCUGCAUGCCUCGAUCGCCAGCACGCCGCUGGCGCCGCGCUGGGUGCGCCGACGCCGCCUCUUGGCGAGGAUCAUCAUCUCCUCCUGCUUCAGCGGCACCGCCUGUGUGCUGCUGGGCAUCACCUUUCUCAAGCUGCGCUACUUCUACUUCCCCGCCGCCUUCUACUCCAUGAUGAUCCAGUUCCUGGUCACGCUCUUCUUCGCCACGCACCACCACCAGCUGUGGGAGGCGGCCAGGGCGAUCUGCGCGGAGCUUCACCAGGUGGGCCACUGGAAUGCCGCACGCCUCAAACAAACCGUCGGCAAGCCUGCCUGUCGACCUGUCUCUCUCGCGCUCUUGCGGGACGCCCCACGAGUGCGAGAGAGACGAGUGCGGAAUCAGUGUGCUGCUGCCGCCAUUUGGCGCUCACUCCAACCCUUCUCCCGGUGCCAGAUUCCGGUGGCGUCGGGCCCGGCGGACUUGCAGGCCGGCGAGCAGGACAAGCAGGCCGGGCUGCGCGCCAUCGGCGCCAUCCGCGACGGUCACCGCCUCUGGGUCGCCCUGCGGACGCUGUACAACCACACCGAGUACUGCUUCCUGGACGUGUUCCUGCUCCUGCACCUGUUCCUCAGCCUGCUGCUGGCCACCUACAUGUUACUCGUGUUCGUGGCCUCCGGCGUCCUCUACAGCGCGGCCAUCGAGAUGCUGAUGGUCGCCACGGCCUUGCUGCAGCUCGGCCUCAUCACCAAUGGGGCGCACUACGGCACGGAGCAGAUGUGUGGCCCCGUGGUCGAUGCUCUGGACAAGCUCUCCAUCGUCACGGACGACCCUCAACUGUUCCAAACGGUUAUGUUGUUCUACCAGUCUGUGGUUGCGUUCCCGGCUGCUGUUUCACUGAGUGGUUUCACGUCCGUCGGUCGGCCUCUCUUUACCUCGGUCAUCUCCGCGACGGUGACGUACAUGGUGAUCCUGAUACAGUUUCAGCAGGGUGUUCACGACACGCUCCAGACCAACGCCAGUCAUGUCGAUCCCCACAUUCAGCAAAAUUCAGAAGUUGCUCGAUAAAUAGUUGUACGCACUGAAAUGAGACGUGGCUCCAAGAAGAUUUCAACCCAAACACAUUUUUCAUUUUAAAAAAAUUAUUAAAAAAUGUUGUCACUUUGAGCACACUAGCACACAUUAUCACCCUUGACAUGAUUUUCGCAAAAAUAAAUCACGUUAACGACUA